Messenger RNA from Pelodiscus sinensis (Chinese soft-shelled turtle), 368 nucleotides. The record is from RefSeq and is a predicted model, not a curated record. Lineage: Eukaryota; Metazoa; Chordata; Testudines; Trionychidae.
AUGACUGUGACAUCACUGGCGUAUGCUGCGUCCAAGGUGCUGGAGCAGGAGUGGCGCGACAAGGCCAGGAGGGACCUGGAGGAGUGGCACGUGCGGCAGACCGAGCAGAUGGAGAAGAACCGAGUUAACAACAGGAUUGCUGACAAAGCCUUUUACCAGCAGCCGGACGCCGACGUGAUCGGCUACGUGGCCUCGGAGGAAGCCUUCCUGAGGGAGUGCGAGGAGGAAGACCCCGGCACGGAGUGGGAGAAGGUGGCCCAGCUGUGCGAUUUCAACCCCAAGAGCAGCAAGCAGUGCAAGGACGUGUCGCGGAUGCGCUCCGUGCUCAUCUCCCUCAAGCAGACACCCCUGUCCCGCUAGCUGCUCCC